UGACUUAGUUAAUUUUAUUUUUGUUUUUUUUUUUUUGGCAACCAGACACAACCUAGAGUCACCAGAAAAUCGGGAACUUUAACUAAAGAGCUUCCCAGAUGGGCUUGACCUAUGGCCUUUGUGAGAGAGUGUCCCAUUGGAGAUGGUGUGAGGACAUCUGGAGUCAGCACUACCAGUUCAACAGAACAGGGUUGUGGCUUCAGCUCCUGGCCUGACUUCUCUCCAGGAGAGACUGUUGCAGUGGAAGUGUAAGCCUGACAGAAACCCUUUCUUCCCCGAGCUACUUCUGGUCAGAGUAUUUUCUCACAUCAAAAGGACGGGUAAAACUGUCCCUACCACCGUGAAUUCUAAAGGGCUCUUCUUUCCUUACCCAGUGCUGAAGUGAACCGAACGGGCAGAGAGGCAGGCAGUUAACACAGAAACCAAGGCUUGUGAGCAGGAGUCCAAAAGCCAGGACCGUAUCUUCCUCAGUGCAGCCUGGCACCUCUCAUGCUCACUUGACCAUCCCUAAAGCAGUUCAAGGUCACAUGCCAACUUGAGUACAAAUCAGAUUUCAUCAUCACUAACCUUAUGCUCUCGGACGAGCUGGAUCUCUUGAGUCUGAAUUUACUCAGUAAAAUAGCAAAACCAUCUCGAAAAGUAAAUUAAAAGUGGAGUAGGUCUACAGAACGGCACACGGAGGGGUCCUGUAAUAUCGGUUCCUCUCGCCACUGAUCCUCUGCGAGCCUCUCAGGGCUCGGUGAAAGAAACAGGCCAGGCGGUGUAUUAUCUGAUUUCCCUUACCCAAUCUAAGAGGACAGCCAACUGCUUACACAGGUCCGCCAUGCCAAGCAAUGUAGGAAAGAAAGGUCAAGAAGCCGCCCGAAAUGGCAGCAUUCGUUCAUCUCCCCAAACCCUAGCGUCCUAAUAUCAGGUGGCCUGACUGUCUUCACGGCUUUCAGGUCGGGAAAGGCAAACAGAUAAACCUUGCUGUUGUUCCAGGUCAGACUCUUGGCCUGCAAGUGGGGGAAUCUCCUACAGCACCCCAUUUGGUCCUGAUGAGGGCAGCAUGCCAGGGGAGGGCAGGCAAAGCUAGGCGGCUUUCUCCAGAUCUCCAGGAGCGCAGAGCCCAGGGGGCGUUUCCGAGCGCGGGGGCGGGCACAGCACGCACCGCCCCCGCCACCUUCAGGGUGGUGCUUAGGCGCUGAUCUUAAACUCCUGCAAAGUUUGCAACGGGUCCCAAGCACGUGCAGCUUCCCCGCCCGGCUCCGUGUUCCCCGAGCAGCCGCCCGGCACCUGCGCGCGGUCUCCGCCUUUCCCCAGCCUCCUUUCUCCUGCGCUCUCACGCGACAAGCCGCUCCCGGGCUCUAGGAGGCGGCGGCGACAGCGCGUAGCGGGCGCCCCGAGGAACCCCGGGAGGCGGGGUCUGGGCGGGCUGGCGCUGGGUUCCCGGAAGCCGCUGCCUGCCUCCGAGGCUCCCGCCGAGCGGACCGGCGCGGCGGCCGGAGCUCCAACAUCCUCACCCGCGCCUCCUGGAGCCGCCUCCCGGCCGCACGCACCGCGGGCGAGAUGCUGCCGGUGCACACCGAGGUGAAACCCAACCCGCUGCAGGACGCCAACCUCUGCUCGCGCUUGUUCUUCUGGUGGCUCAACCCGUUGUUUAAAGCUGGACAUAAGCGGAGAUUGGAAGAAGAUGACAUGUUUUCAGUGCUUCCAGAAGAUCGCUCAAAGCACCUUGGAGAGGAGUUGCAAGGGUACUGGGAUAAAGAAGUUCUGCGAGCCAAGAAGGACGCUCGGAAGCCUUCCUUAACGAAGGCAAUCGUGAAGUGUUACUGGAAAUCUUACCUGAUUUUGGGAAUUUUUACGUUAAUUGAGGAGACCACCCGAGUAGUUCAGCCCAUAUUUUUAGGGAAAAUUAUUGAUUAUUUUGAGAAGUAUGACUCUGACGACUCGGCCGCUUUGCACACAGCUUACGGCUACGCGGCGGUGCUGUCGCUGUGCACGCUCAUCCUGGCCAUACUACAUCACUUGUAUUUCUACCACGUGCAGUGCGCCGGGAUGAGGAUACGGGUCGCCAUGUGCCACAUGAUUUACCGGAAGGCUCUCCGGCUAAGUAACUCGGCCAUGGGGAAGACAACCACGGGCCAGAUAGUCAACCUGCUGUCCAACGACGUGAACAAGUUUGACCAGGUGACCAUCUUCUUGCACUUCCUGUGGGCGGGGCCGCUGCAAGCCAUAGGGGUAACCAUCCUUCUCUGGGUGGAAAUCGGAAUCUCCUGUCUGGCGGGCCUGGCCAUUCUGGUUAUUCUGCUGCCUCUGCAAAGCUGCAUCGGGAAACUGUUCUCGUCACUGCGGAGUAAAACAGCGGCUUUCACGGAUGCCAGGAUCCGGACCAUGAAUGAAGUGAUAACGGGCAUGAGGAUAAUAAAGAUGUACGCGUGGGAGAAGUCAUUCGCCGACCUCAUAACCAAUCUGAGAAAGAAGGAAAUUUCUAAGAUUCUGGGCAGCUCCUACCUCAGAGGGAUGAACAUGGCGUCGUUUUUCAUUGCAAACAAAGUCAUCCUGUUCGUGACCUUCACCACCUAUGUGCUGCUUGGCAAUAAGAUUACAGCUAGCCACGUGUUCGUGGCCAUGACUCUGUAUGGUGCUGUCCGGUUGACAGUUACCCUCUUCUUCCCAUCAGCCAUUGAGAGAGUGUCAGAGGCCGUCGUCAGCGUUCGGAGGAUCAAGAACUUUCUGUUACUCGAUGAACUGCCAGAGCGCAAAGCCCAGGAACCAUCUGAUGGCAAAGCCAUCGUUCACGUGCAAGAUUUUACCGCUUUCUGGGACAAGGCAUUAGACACUCCUACCCUGCAAGGUCUUUCCUUCACUGCCAGACCUGGUGAGUUGUUAGCUGUGGUCGGCCCAGUCGGAGCAGGCAAGUCGUCCCUGUUGAGCGCGGUGCUCGGUGAGCUGCCUCCCACCAGUGGGCUGGUCAGCGUGCACGGGAGGAUCGCCUACGUUUCCCAGCAGCCCUGGGUGUUCUCAGGAACCGUGAGGAGCAAUAUUUUAUUUGGGAGGAAAUACGAGAAAGAACGCUACGAGAAAGUCAUCAAGGCCUGUGCUCUGAAGAAGGACUUGCAACUUCUGGAGGACGGGGAUCUGACUGUCAUAGGCGACCGGGGAGCCACGCUGAGCGGAGGCCAGAAAGCACGGGUGAACUUGGCACGGGCAGUCUACCAGGAUGCCGACAUCUACCUCCUCGAUGAUCCGCUCAGUGCUGUUGAUGCAGAAGUGGGCAAGCACCUGUUCCAGCUGUGUAUCUGCCAGACUUUGCACGAGAAGAUCACCAUUUUAGUGACUCACCAGUUACAGUACCUCAAAGCUGCAAGCCACAUCCUCAUACUAAAAGAUGGCGAAAUGGUGCAGAAGGGGACUUACACCGAGUUUCUGAAGUCUGGUGUAGAUUUCGGUUCCCUGCUAAAGAAGGAAAAUGAGGAAGCAGAGCCCUCCCCUGUCCCAGGAACACCGACACUCAGGAACCGAACCUUCUCCGAGGCCUCGAUUUGGUCUCAACAGUCAUCCAGACCCUCAUUGAAAGACGGGGUCCCAGAUGCCCAAGAUGCAGAGAAUACUCAGGCAGCUCAACCCGAGGAGAGCCGUUCAGAAGGGAGAAUCGGCUUCAAGGCCUACAAGAACUACUUCUCUGCAGGCGCAUCCUGGUUUUUCAUUAUUUUCCUCGUUCUGCUUAACCUGAUGGGUCAGGUUUUCUACGUUCUUCAGGACUGGUGGCUUUCCCACUGGGCGAAUAGGCAAGGUGCCCUGAACGACACCAAAAACGCGAACGGGAAUGUAACCGGGACCCUCGAUCUCAGCUGGUACUUAGGGAUUUACACAGGUUUAACUGCGGUCACAGUCCUCUUUGGCAUAGCGAGAUCCCUGCUGGUGUUCUAUGUCCUUGUGAAUGCUUCCCAGACUCUGCACAACAGGAUGUUCGAGUCGAUCCUGAAGGCACCGGUGUUGUUCUUCGAUAGAAAUCCAAUAGAACUGACACAACUGGAGGUUUUCCGAGUUGUGGAUGGAGCUCUAGAUUCACACAGACACCUAAGUCAUCCCCAUCCAUGGCCUCAGAAUGGAUCUCUUCAAGCGUCCGUGACAUCAGUGACUGGCUCUGAUGUCAUAAGGUUUCCAGAAGUUCUCCUCCUGGCACUUCCAGGAAGGAUUUUAAAUCGUUUCUCCAAGGACAUCGGACACAUGGACGACUUGCUUCCCCUAACGUUUCUAGACUUCAUCCAGACCUUGCUCCUUGUUGUAAGUGUGAUCGCCGUGGCGGCGGCCGUGAUCCCUUGGAUCCUCAUACCCCUGGUUCCACUCUCCAUCAUCUUUGUGGUCCUUCGGAGAUAUUUCUUAGAAACGUCGCGGGACGUCAAGCGCCUGGAGUCCACAACACGGAGCCCGGUAUUCUCCCAUUUAUCAUCCUCCCUCCAGGGACUCUGGACCAUCCGUGCCUAUAAGGCUGAAGAGAGGUGUCAGGAGCUGUUUGAUGCACACCAGGACUUGCAUUCAGAGGCUUGGUUCUUGUUCCUGACGACAUCAAGAUGGUUCGCCGUGCGUCUGGACGCCAUCUGCGCCGUCUUUGUCAUCGUCGUUGCCUUCGGGUCCCUGGUUCUGGCAAAGACCUUGGAUGCUGGGCAGGUUGGCUUGGCCUUGUCCUACUCCCUCACGCUCAUGGGGAUGUUCCAGUGGUCUGUGAGACAGAGCGCCGAAGUAGAGAAUAUGAUGAUUUCUGUGGAGAGGGUGAUUGAAUACACGGACCUAGAGAAGGAGGCGCCUUGGGAAUGCAGGAAGCGCCCACCCCCAGGCUGGCCCCACGAAGGAGUAAUUGUCUUCGACAAUGUGAACUUCACCUACAGCUUGGACGGGCCCCUUGUUCUGAAGCACCUGACCGCACUCAUCAAGUCACGAGAAAAGGUUGGAAUUGUGGGAAGAACUGGAGCUGGAAAAAGUUCCCUCAUCUCAGCCCUCUUCAGGUUGUCAGAACCUGAGGGGAAAAUCUGGAUUGAUAAGAUCUUGACGACUGAAAUUGGACUUCACGAUUUAAGGAAGAAAAUGUCAAUCAUACCUCAGGAACCUGUCCUGUUCACUGGAACCAUGAGGAAGAACCUGGACCCCUUUAAUGAGCACUCAGACGAGGAGCUGUGGAAAGCCCUAGAGGAGGUACAACUUAAAGAGGCCAUAGAAGAUCUUCCUGGUAAAAUGGACACUGAACUAGCAGAAUCUGGAUCCAAUUUCAGUGUUGGACAGAGACAGUUAGUGUGCCUUGCGAGGGCAAUUCUGAAGAAAAACCGGAUACUGAUCAUUGAUGAAGCAACUGCAAAUGUGGAUCCGAGAACUGACGAGUUAAUACAACAGAAAAUCCGGGAGAAGUUUGCCCAGUGCACUGUUCUCACCAUUGCUCACAGACUGAACACCAUCAUUGACAGCGACAAGAUAAUGGUUUUGGAUUCGGGAAGACUGAGAGAAUAUGAUGAGCCGUAUGUUUUGCUGCAGAAUCCAGAGAGCCUCUUUUACAAGAUGGUUCAGCAGCUGGGUAAGGGCGAAGCCGCUGCCCUCACCGAAACAGCAAAACAGGUGUACUUCAGACGGAAUUAUCCGGAUAUUGCAUUCAGCAGCCCUGCGGUUAUGAGCACCUCCAACGGACAGCCCUCCGCCUUAACGAUAUUUGAAACAGCAUUGUGACUACUACCAGGACGUCAAGUCUGUUUCCAGGGUGUCCCCUGCCCCAACAAGGGGCUCGCACUUCUUAGACUACAGCACUCCUGGUUUUCAUUCUGCAACAGAUCCUUCACAGACAAGAGACCGGCGUCUUUGGACUUUCCCCUUCGACCUUAUCCUGUGACUUCAGGUCCUAACAACAUGGCCUGUUGUUUUAUUUAAAUGUUCCUACUGUUCUUUACAAAUCCAGUUCUGAGGUGCAGGCCACUGACAACAGCUGCCUACCAGGUUUUGUGCCUUAACAGACUCUAGGGCCAAAGCCCGUGCGUUUUAUAAGCUGUCACAGUGGGUUGUUUCUUCCUCUUGCCUUAAAAGUACACUCUCCGGGUGCGUCAGGGACUCUGUUUACUUGAAGACGGUGUGCAGAUGCCAGUUUGUUUCCCUGCUUUCUCUGACUUAGCUAGGACCCGUUACUUCUCCCACAAAGGCCUCUGGUUAAAACAGAACAGAUAAAAUUAACAGGAACCACAACAACAAACCAAAAAAAAAAAAAAAAAAUCCAUAUAAUUUAAGUAACAUUGCUGGAGAGAGACUAUCCCACCACCCACACGCAUACAAAGACGCACGUCUGAAGUAUGUUGAAGCAUUCAUGUUGGAAAGUCAACUUCUGCUUUCUCAGAAUGGGAGGCCUGGCACUUCUUAGGUGCCCCUCCCCUCCAUCUGUGCGAGCCCCUCUGGACUGCCCAUGCACUGAUACACUGGUCGUCGUGACACUUCCCCCAGACAGUGGCUCUCAAAUGCAUAAUAUCAAUCUCAUUUUGGCUCCUGGUUUACAGGAGGCAGACCUCCUAUUGGCUGUAAGCCUUUCGUGAAAUCCUUUCAGAUUGACUCCAGAAGCUAGUGAAAGCCUGAAAAUCGUUACAGUCAUCCCAUUGUACGCCCUCAGGAUGCUGUGUGGAAGCUUCACUUUCUAGAACCCAUGCAGAUUAGUUAUCUUUGACCACUAAUGGCAGGCCUAGAGGACCUUCUGAUUAGUCAGUCAACAAACCACAACACUUCCUAGGACCUGAGGCACUUCGUGUAACUGUAGGUCUUGAACUUUUCUGGGUGCUGGUGGCGAAGGCCUGUGUCAAUUUCAAGUUACUAAAGGUUUCACUGUUGUAAUUCAAAGGGGGUUCUUCAUGACCUGCCACAAUAAAGCGUCCUCAAGUUACCUGUGUUACCGUUUAGACACUCACUUCGGUGCAUAUGUGCGGACAUCAACAACGUCAGGUCUUUAGACUGGUUAACAGCAAAGACUGUUUUAUAAAAUGGAACCUCAAAAAAGCACACACCCACCAAACCACCAUAAAACCACAUGAAACACAAUGACUGACCCUUCAUAUUCAGAAGUCUGUAGUGAAUGUUGCGGUGUUCAGUCCAGUAAAUGAUGACCAUUCAUCCCUUCUUGGUAGCCGUGGUUUAUAUUUUGAGAGAUUGAGAUGUGACACUGACGAUAAUAAGGUCUGUUUGAAUAUUUAGAAAUGUCUUAAUGUGUCUAUGUUUAUGUUUGUGUGGUUUUUGGAGAUUAAAAGCGGUCAUACAAA
Molecule: messenger RNA, 7259 nt
Organism: Rattus norvegicus (Norway rat)
Lineage: Eukaryota; Metazoa; Chordata; Mammalia; Rodentia; Muridae
Gene: Abcc4
Product: ATP binding cassette subfamily C member 4
Biological process (GO): xenobiotic transport; glutathione transmembrane transport; guanine nucleotide transmembrane transport
Cellular component (GO): apical plasma membrane; membrane; basolateral plasma membrane
Molecular function (GO): ATPase-coupled transmembrane transporter activity; ABC-type transporter activity; ATP hydrolysis activity
Source: RefSeq, a predicted model, not a curated record